This is a messenger RNA of Coregonus clupeaformis (lake whitefish), 1502 nucleotides long. Its product is annotated as synaptotagmin-7-like. The transcript is spliced from 8 exons. The record is from RefSeq and is a predicted model, not a curated record. Gene Ontology annotation, cellular component: membrane; axon; synapse. The coding region runs from base 274 to 1281 and encodes 335 amino acids. Lineage: Eukaryota; Metazoa; Chordata; Actinopteri; Salmoniformes; Salmonidae. Gene Ontology annotation, molecular function: SNARE binding; calcium ion binding; phosphatidylserine binding. Gene Ontology annotation, biological process: cellular response to calcium ion; vesicle fusion; regulation of calcium ion-dependent exocytosis.
ACAGAGACAGACCAGUUCACAGCUGCUACAGCUACAUAUACAGAGGUUAGAGACACUUCAGAGCUGCAGAGUUUACAUGUAGAGAGAGCUGCUGGACAGACAGACAGACAGACAGACAGACAGACAGACAGACAGACAGACAGACCUCUUCAGAGCUGCAGAGUUUACAUGUAGAGAGAGCUGCUGGAUACACAGACACACAGACAGACAGACAGACAGACCUCUUCAGAGCUGGUGGUGGAGAGAACAUCGCUAGACUGCUAGGCAGCAGCUAUGGAAGGAUUCUUCAGAUCUGCCUUUACAGAGAAGACUCCAAGGGGUGUGGGCAUCAAGCCAGGCAACACUCCCAAGGGCCAUCCCCCUGAUGGACACUCCUCAGUCACCGAUCUGGCCAACUCAAUCACUGGAGACAUGGUCAUGCUGUCCCCGGGCUCAGAGGAUGAUGAUGGUGAAGGAGCUAUUAGUGAGAAGCUGGGCCGGAUCCAGUUCUCUGUUGGUUACAGCUUCCAGGACUCCACACUGACCGUCAAGAUCCUCAAGGGCCAGGAGCUACCUGCAAAGGACUUCUCUGGCACCUCUGACCCCUUCGUCAAGCUCUACCUGCUGCCGGACAAGAAGCACAAGCUGGAGACCAAGGUCAAGAGGAAGAACCUCAACCCUCAAUGGAACGAGACCUUCCUGUUCGAAGGUUUCCCAUACGAGAAAGUGAGGGAGAGGACUCUGUACCUGCAGGUGUUGGACUUUGACCGGUUCAGUCGUAACGACCCCAUCGGGGAAGUUUCCAUCCCUCUCAACAAGCUCAGUGACCUGGGACACAUGCAGACCUUCUGGAAGGAACUCAAACCAUGCAUGGAUGGAGCUGGGAGGCGAGGGGACCUGCUAGUGUCUCUGUGCUAUAACCCAACAGCCAACACCAUCACUGUGAACAUCAUCAAAGCACGCAAUCUCAAAGCCAUGGACAUAGGAGGGACAUCUGACCCCUAUGUGAAGCUGUGGUUGAUGCACAAGGACAAGCGUAUUGAGAAGAAGAAGACUGUGACGAUAAAACGUUGUCUCAACCCCGUUUUCAACGAGUCUUUCCCCUUCGAGGUUCCAGCACAUGUCCUCCGGGAGACCACCAUCAUCAUCACCGUCAUGGACAAGGACCGGCUCAGCCGCAACGAUGUCAUUGGCAAGAUCUACCUAUCAUGGAAGAGUGGUCCGGCGGAAGUGAAACACUGGAAGGACAUGAUGGGCCGGCCACGUACUAAUGUGGCCCAAUGGCACGCUCUCAAGGCCUGAUCGUCCUGCCCACUCUCUUCCAUGGCCCCGCACCCUCCCCCUUCCUUCAACGUCCAAUCCCCAUCCUUAUGCACAAGACUGACUAGCUGCCAGGCUGCGAAACACGGGUACAAUUAGCCAUCCGCUCUAUUGACCUUUAAACCAAUCUGCUCUCUUCUCCUCUCUUCUUCACUCCUUUAUCUAAUCUCUCUAUCUGUUUUGUUCUGCUUCUCUUCUCUCUU